UUCGACUUGUACUGUUAUUUCUGUUCCACAUGUCAUCAGUCAUCAUUCAUUCACUCACUCAAUGUAGUGAGAGAAGGUGAGGAGAGAGAAUCCAAUUCCUUUUUCUCGUGAGAGAGAGACAUAUCCCAGUUGUUUUCUGAUGUAAUUAAAUAUACAAAUUACAAAAAUCAGAAUGAAAAGUUUGUACAAAUUGAAAAAUUAAAGUUAUAUUGAGUGCCAUGAGAAAAGGGUGUGCUCUAAUUGUAUUGUUCGCUAAAAGAAAAUGAGUUUUUUUAGUGGAAAAGAAAGAAUCUUUGGCAGCCCCCAUUCUCUCUCUCUCUCCACUGCUGUGUCUCUAACUUCAAGGGUAAAACUCGACCUGAAGCGAACAAGAAGCAGUGUCCAAUUAUCCAGUCCCCAACUGACUUAAAAAAGUUUCGCUUUAAAAAUGGUUUCGAGGUCUUACUCUAACUUACUAGAUCUCGCUUCUGGUGACUCUCUAAGUUUUGGCCGAGAGAGAAAGAGGCUGCCAAGAGUGGCCACAGUUGCUGGAGUUUUGUCCGAAUACGACGACGACAACAGCAACAGCGUCGGCUCCGAUGCUCCCUCGUCGGUUGCCCAAGAGAGAAUGAUCAUUGUGGGAAACCAGCUUCCACUUCGAGUUCACAAAAAGGAAAAUGGCGAGUGGGACUUCAGCUGGGAUGAGGACUCCCUUCUUUUGCAGCUUAAAGAUGGCUUAGGAGAAGACUUUGAAGUGAUCUAUAUUGGUUGCCUUAAAGAAGAAAUUGAUCCAAGAGAUCAAGAUGACGUAGCUCAAACUCUACUUGAAAAUUUCAAGUGUGUCCCAGCUUUUAUCCCACCUGAACUUUUCAGCAAAUUCUAUCAUGGCUUCUGUAAACAACACUUGUGGCCUUUGUUUCACUACAUGCUUCCUCUGUCGCCAGACUUGGGUGGCCGAUUCGACAGGUCACUUUGGCAAGCUUACCUAUCUGUGAACAAGAUUUUUGCUGAUAAAGUGAUGGAAGUGAUUAGCCCUGAUGAUGAUUACGUUUGGGUUCAUGAUUACCAUUUGAUGGUUCUGCCAACCUUUUUGAGGAAGAGGUUUAAUAGAGUGAAGCUUGGAUUUUUCCUUCAUAGUCCUUUUCCUUCGUCUGAGAUUUACAGGACACUUCCUGUGAGAGAGGAGCUUUUAAGAGCGCUUUUGAACGCUGAUCUUAUUGGCUUUCAUACUUUUGAUUACGCUAGGCAUUUUCUUUCUUGUUGUAGUAGAAUGCUAGGCGUUUCUUAUCAGUCUAAGAGAGGUUACAUUGGGCUUGAGUAUUAUGGAAGAACUGUAAGCAUUAAGAUUCUUCCGGUUGGGAUACAUAUUCACCAACUCGAACUCGUGUUGAAUCUUCCUGAGACUGAGUUGAAGGUUGCCGAGUUGCAAUCUCGUUUUAUGGGCCAAACUGUAUUGCUUGGAGUUGAUGACAUGGAUAUCUUCAAGGGUAUCAGCUUAAAGCUUUUGGCUAUGGAACAACUGCUUCUCCAGCAUCCUGACAAAAGGGGUAGUGUUGUUUUAGUUCAAAUUGCCAACCCUGCUAGAGGCCGGGGAAAAGAUGUGCAGGAGGUCCAGUCCGAAACUUAUGCGACUGUGACCAGGAUCAACGAGACAUUUGGAAGUCCAGGAUAUAAGCCAGUGGUUUUGAUCGAUUCCCCACUUCAGUUUUAUGAGCGAAUCGCAUAUUAUGUGAUUGCCGAGUGUUGUCUUGUUACGGCAGUGAGAGAUGGAAUGAACCUUAUACCUUAUGAGUACAUAAUAUGCAGGCAGGGGAACACAAAGCUUGAUAAAACCUUGGGACUUGACCAAACAAAUCCUAAGAAGAGUAUGCUGGUGGUGUCUGAAUUUAUUGGCUGCUCCCCAUCACUUAGUGGGGCAAUUCGAGUUAAUCCAUGGAAUGUUGAUGCUGUGGCUGAAGCAAUGGAAUCUGCCCUCAUAUACUCCGAGUCUGAGAAACAGAUGAGGCAUGAGAAGCAUUAUAAAUAUGUUCUUACACAUGAUGUUGCAUAUUGGGCAAAGAGCUUUUUGCAAGAUCUUGAACGGACCUGUAGAGAUCAUGUGAGGAGAAGGUGUUGGGGUAUUGGUUUUGGUUUGGGUUUCAGGGUGAUUGCGUUGGAUCCGAAUUUCAGAAAGCUUGGUGUUGAGCAUAUUGUUUCGGCUUAUAAGAGAACCAAGAACCGAGCAAUCCUGUUGGAUUACGAUGGUGCUUUGAUGAUGUCGAGUUCAAUUAGUGCAACUCCUCACACUGAGGCUGUUGGAAUAUUGGACAGUUUGUGCAGAGACCCCAAAAAUAUUGUUUUCCUUGUUAGUGGGAAAGACAGGAACACAUUAGUUGAAUGGUUUUCUUCCUGUGAAAAGCUGGGUAUUGCAGCAGAACAUGGUUAUUUUCUGAGGACAAAUGAUGAUGAAGAGUGGGAUACUUGUGUGUCUAUUCCAGAUUUUGAUUGGAAGCAUAUUGCUGAACCAGUCAUGCAGCUAUAUGCUGAAACAACUGAUGGUUCUAGCAUAGAGGCAAAGGAGAGUGCCCUCGUGUGGAAUUACCAGCAUGCGGAUCCAGAUUUUGGUUCAUGCCAAGCUAAGGAGCUUCUUGAUCACCUGGAAAGUGUUCUUGCCAAUGAGCCAGUUUCUGUGAAAAGUGGUCCACACAUUGUAGAAGUUAAACCUCAGGGUGUCAACAAGGGUCUCAUAGCAGAGCGUCUCCUUUCAACUAUGAAGCAGAAGUCGAUGCUUCCAGACUUUGUACUCUGCAUUGGGGAUGAUAGGUCCGACGAGGACAUGUUUGAGGUGAUAAUGAGUGCGAAGGAUUCUCUCUCCCCAGUCGCCGAAGUGUUUGCUUGCACUGUAGGCCAGAAACCAAGCAAGGCCAAAUACUACUUGGAAGACACGACCGAGAUUCUGAGAAUGCUGCUGGGCCUUGCCACUGCCUCGGAGCAGGAGGCAGCUAGAAACGCCAUCCAAUCUUCAUUUCACCGACUGGCUAUUGGAGACAAGUAAAUAGGCAUCUCAGUUUCUCUUCUCUCACUUUGUUCUCCUUCAACUUCCCCGCUUCCUUUCAGAAACCACUUGCGGAGUACUAGUUUCUUAAUCAUUGGCACAUAUUGGAUUGGCUGUUUCAAUUUUCUGGAUGCAUUGUUGGAUGUCUAAGAUAAAUUUGAUACAAAGAAGUUGUAUUGUUGAUGUGGUGGCUUUUAGUGAUUCUACUUUAUAGUGAAGAAAAAUGAUCAUUCUUCUUAGGCUGGCGCCAAAAUCACACCUUCAGAGACGGAUCCUCACAGCUUUACAAGAGGCUCAUUUUGGGGGUUGUAAAUGCCAGCCCACAACACAGUGGCAAAUGCAUUAUGAAAAACAAGUACCAAAACAUUUAUAGACAUUCAACUUGCAAGAACAUAGAUAUGUUACAAGCUCUUAUCAUUGGCAAUGAUAUGAUUUCUUGAUGAGGAAGAAAAGAAGUAGCCUAGAAUGUUUUCUGUAGUCUUUGUCUAUUUGAAAUGUUUGGGGCAUUGCUUUUUCUGGCUUUUUAGAGUGUAAAAAUAAAAAAUAAAAAUGUAAAACCUCUGUAUUUGUUAUCUUCAUGGUUGUUAGUUGUUGCCUCUUUCAAUAGCA
This is a messenger RNA of Humulus lupulus (European hop), 3622 nucleotides long. Its product is annotated as alpha,alpha-trehalose-phosphate synthase [UDP-forming] 5. The record is from RefSeq and is a predicted model, not a curated record. NCBI's taxonomy places the organism in Eukaryota, Viridiplantae, Streptophyta, Magnoliopsida, Rosales, Cannabaceae. Gene Ontology annotation, cellular component: cytosol. Gene Ontology annotation, biological process: trehalose biosynthetic process. The transcript has 4 exons. Gene Ontology annotation, molecular function: catalytic activity. Bases 428 to 3013 code for a protein of 861 amino acids.